ACGGGAGGAAAGAAGAGAGGCAACGCGCUGCUCCGGCAGUCGGACUCUGAGAGGCAAGGACAGAGGACAGACAGGGCGCUCAGCUCACUGACAGACGCACAGCCGGAGAGGGGGGAAGACGAGAGCCGGGGUCUCACUUACACACUCAAGUAACUUCAAACCAGCUCCAACAAACCAGGAGAAACAAAGAAAAAGGAGGAGAGAGGAAAAGAGGAAAAGUCUGGAUUCUGUGACUUUUUUAUAGCCUGCAUUGUGUGGAUUUUUGGGACAUUUUAUGAGAAGCAGCUUAGUUUUUUUUCUUAAUUCCUGUUGUUAUUUAUUCAUUUUGGUACUGACCACUUUGACAUCUUCUACCCAGCCUCCUCUGCGUUACUGUUCUCCCUGGACUUACGGAUCUAGAUGGGACACGUGUGGAGCAGUUUGUAAUAGCACAUGAAUGAACUCAUAACUUCUGUUUUGUCUAUAAAAGAUUGGGAGUGUGUCAUUGUGUGAGAUCACUGGAGCACAGAGUGAAAGGCAAAAGGUCCAUAAGCCGUGACCCCCGGCGGUUCUUGUUAUGAGGCAAUCUGACUUAUGGAUGUUGACACAUUCCUGGGGUGCUUCUGAGGAAUAACCGGCACAGGGGACUACAGCAGAGUCAGCCACAGCACCGCAAGCUUCUACCACCACCGCCAGAUACAUCACCUUUCAUAUUCACUGAUAACUCGACAUCUUCUGCAAAAAGUCUUGCUCCAGCCCAUUGCAGUCCUAUCAUCUCUACCCCAGUCGUUCCAGAAGUUUCAACACCUACAGUCCCUGUGAGGUUGCGGGUUCCCAGACAGAGGGGGUUUGGUCGGUCGGUCGGGGGAGUUUCUCCCACUCUCUUUCCCUCUCCCUGCACCCAGCUCAGCAUGCCCCAGCCCCUGAGCAUCUCCACAGCUCUCCCAGCUCCACUACCAUGUGUAGAUGGACAGUGACACAAGGUGCAUCGGUCGCCUGGUUCUCCUCCAGCCCCUGCUGCAGACCUCCUUCACUCCUCCUCUCCUUCACCUUCCUCCUGCUGCUCGUCCUGCUCAGACCUUCCUCGUCCUCAGCACUGUUUCCCACUUCUUCUUUAGACUCUGAGAGGAACCACAAUGCAACAAGAGGACCCUCUUCUUCGUCCCACCUUUUCUUCUCACAUCCACCACCUUCUUCAUCACCCACGCCGCUUCACGCACCCUCUGCAAGGUUACCACGGGCAACCAGCGUGGCAUCAUCUGCAGCAGUUGUUGGCCGUCAUGUGCGGAGCAGCUACAAACAUCUACAAGGAGAUGUGCGGAGAAGGAAACUGUUCUCCUAUCAGCAAUUCUUCCUUCGCAUUGACAAGCAUGGAAACGUCAAUGGUACCAAGAAAGAGGAUGACCCAUACAGUAUUUUUGAGAUCAAAUCAGAUGAUGUGGGAGUGGUGGUCAUCAGGGGCCUCAGCAGCAACCACUACCUGGCAAUCGCAAAGAACGGACUUCUCUAUGGAGCGAAGGACUAUGGUCCAGACUGCCGACUAACUGAACGCAUCGAGGAGAACAAGUACAACACCUACGCUUCAGCUGCGUGGCGCCACAAGACGAGGAAAAUGUUUGUGGGGCUGAACGCAAAAGGAAAGCCAAUGAAGGGAAGGAGGACACGGAGGAAAAACAAAGCCACGCACUUCCUGCCCAUUGUGGUGCAGUUAUGAUGAUUGGACAUAUCAGCCACUGGGGAGCUCUGCACACUGGAGGAGCUUUUAUUUUGGAAUUUGUGUGACGGCCACACAGACAGAUGUGAAACUGAUCCGUAUGAUGCACUGAGGAGCAAAAGGAAGGAAAUCUAUAGACUUUUAUUUACUGUUGGAUAAAGACAUUUCUAUUUUUAAAGAAAAAUAUAUCAGCAUACAAUGUAUAUAUUAUUUUCUGUUUUAAGUUAUAAAGUACACUGGCACAGUAAAACAAAAAAAGAAAUGUCUUAUGUGCCAAAAUGUGAUUUAGUAACUCACAUUUCUAGAUUUGUCAAGUUCAUGACUGGGACUUCUAAGCUAAAAGAAAAAAAAAUUAGUUGAGGAAGAAAAGGAUGGAAGUUUUAUUAGAAAUCUGAUAAUGAGAGUGGAAAAGAAAAAGACAAUGGUAUAAAAAAAGAAGGGAACGGCUUCCUCAAGAAAGCACCAACACAAAUCUACCAGUAUCAUAUUUUUCUUCAAAUUUAUUUAUUUUAUGUAAUAUUUAACAAGAAAAAAGAACAAAAACACUAAAGGACAAAUUCUUGUCUUUUUAUCUGCCAUUUAUGCUUCUCUUUUUGAAUACUAAUCAUUUAAACC
Molecule: messenger RNA, 2308 nt
Organism: Cololabis saira (Pacific saury)
Lineage: Eukaryota; Metazoa; Chordata; Actinopteri; Beloniformes; Belonidae
Product: fibroblast growth factor 10-like
Exons: 3
Coding region: 938-1693 (251 amino acids)
Biological process (GO): animal organ morphogenesis; positive regulation of protein phosphorylation; wound healing
Cellular component (GO): cytoplasm
Molecular function (GO): type 2 fibroblast growth factor receptor binding; chemoattractant activity; growth factor activity
Source: RefSeq, a predicted model, not a curated record